CAUGUCUUCCUCCGGUUCUGCCGCCCCUCAGCCCGAAUUCCUAAUUACUGUCGCCACUCAUCGACGGGUUGGCAAGUACAUACAGCUGGCAGGCUUCGUGAUCCUGAUUUACGACCAUGUCUUGACUUUCCCUCGUGAGCUCGAGAGGAUCUGGAAGCAGAAAUUGACUGGGGCUUCUUUACUGUUUCUGCUCAACCGAUACAUUACCCCAUUCCAGUAUGUCGUAAUCAUCACAGCGUUUCAUCUUCCUCGAUGGAAAGGCAAACGAUGCGAUGACUUCGUUCAGUUUGAGGGUGCUCUGAGUGGUGCAAUGUCUAGCGUUUGUCAAGCGGUCAUGAUCCUACGUGUAUAUGCUCUGUAUAUGCGCUCGAAUCGAAUUCUCGCGUUUCUGUCAGUGCUGUGGAUAGGACAUAUCCUAAUAACAGCUAAAGGUGUAGGCACGGGCAUCGCGGUGCCGCUUCCACCUGGUCCUGCUUUUGUCGGAUGCGUUUUAACGGGCCCUAAUAACUGGUUCGCUGCGGUUUGGGUCAGUCCACUGGUGAUAGAUACCACCAUCUUCCUCUUGACACUCUGGCGUACUCGCCAAUACUUGAAACUGUCGGAGAGAAUACGUGUCCUGAAUAUCUUCGUACGGGAUGGGAUAAUGUACUUCUUCGCCAUUUGCCUCAUGAAUCUCGCCAAUGCUUUACUCUUCUUGCUAGGACCAGAGAGUCUAAAGCCUGUGUUGGCACCUUUCAGCGCCAUGAUGACUGCUACGUUGAUUUCGCGCCUCAUCCUUAACCUUCGCUCAACCGGGCAUUCUCUCGUCGCGACGAACACCAUGUCACCAACUCGAAUGUCCCCGCGACGGAAAGAAACUGUCAUCCUAGAUACUGUCGUCUCGAUGGCGAUAGGGAAUCUGGGCGAAGACUUCGAAACAUCCAGUGAACGCUCAACCUCAUCGCAAGACCACGACGACCACAAUUGCGACACUAACUGGAGUGCGCGCUCGCGACCAUAUAUCUUUCCUGUGUA
Molecule: messenger RNA, 1014 nt
Organism: Cyclocybe aegerita
Lineage: Eukaryota; Fungi; Basidiomycota; Agaricomycetes; Agaricales; Hemipholiotaceae
Source: the annotation of a GenBank genome assembly